Messenger RNA from Cyprinus carpio (common carp), 1274 nucleotides. RefSeq names its product troponin I, slow skeletal muscle-like. The transcript has 8 exons. Gene Ontology annotation, biological process: muscle contraction. Gene Ontology annotation, cellular component: troponin complex. The coding region runs from base 122 to 688 and encodes 188 amino acids. NCBI's taxonomy places the organism in Eukaryota, Metazoa, Chordata, Actinopteri, Cypriniformes, Cyprinidae. The record is from RefSeq and is a predicted model, not a curated record.
UCCACUGACAGAUUAGAGAUAAAGAGACGCUGUGGGUUAAAUAAGGGAGCACAUCUCUAUUCUGUUAUCAAUAAUCAGUUUGAGGACAACACGAUACAAACCCACAUUGUAAGUAGCCAAGAUGCCUGAACAAGGGCAAGAGAGGAAGUCCAAGAUCUCAGCCUCAAGAAAGCUUAUGCUAAAGAGUUUGAUGGUGGCAAAAGCCAAAGAAGAGCUGGAUCAGGAGAUGUUGGAUAAAGAGGAGGAGAAGCAGAGGUAUCUGAUGGAGAACAUUCCUCCUCUGCAGACACAGGGCAUGUCAUUCGCUGAGCUUCAGGAACUCUGUCAAGAGCUUCAUGCUAAGAUUGAUGUGGUGGAUGAGGAGCGCUAUGAUAUUGAAGCCAAAGUCUUACUGAAUAAGCGUGAGGUCAAAGACCUGAACAUUAAGGUUCUGGACCUGAGGGGGAAGUUCAAGCGUCCCACCCUGAGGAGGGUGAGGGUUUCUGCAGAUGCCAUUCUCAGAUCUCUCUUAGGCUCAAAGCACAAAGUCUCAAUGGACCUACGAGCCAACCUCAAAUCUGUAAAGAAAGAGGAUACUGAGAAGAAGAGGCCAGUUGAGGACAGUGACUGGAGGAAGAACGUGGAGGCCAUGUCUGGUAUGGAGGGAAGAAAGAAGAUGUUUGAUGCGGCAAAAGGCCCCACCCCGUGAAACCUUGUCUAGUAAAGUUAACACACAAGAUUAUGCAACUUGUUGUUUGGCAAGUAAAAAGGAUUAGGUUUAGAGCUACAUACUAAAUAUACUAUUAAAUACCAGAUAUACUGUUAUUUCAGAUGUCUCUGAUAUUGUAAUUUAUUGCAGCUGCUUCAUUGGUGCAAAUGAUUAUGCAACUUUCAUGUGGCCAAUAAGUAAAUAAUUACUAGCUUAGUUUAUCUUUUAUUAUGUCAAUAUUCAGUUAUUAGGAAGAGUCGUUGGAAGGUGUACCAGUGCAUUAUUAGGAUAAAUAAAUAGAAAUAUUUGUUGAUGUACAAGGAUCAUUAUAUGUUUAAUCUUUCCAAAAGUUUUCCAUGCUCAGUUUGGCAUGUUUUUUCUGAUAGUCUGGCUGCAAAUUAUUGUUUACAAAAGCUCAUAAUCCUGACUUUCAGUGCUAAAAUUAAACAUAAAAUGAAAAGCUCAAAAUGCUCAUCAAAACUGUAUGCAAUUGUACCUGCAAAAAAGUGUAUACUAAUACAGCCAGGAUAGUGUGAUAAUGUAAUUUUGCAUGCUGUUUAACAGUAAAGUCACUGGAGAAUUUAAA